This is a messenger RNA of Ramularia collo-cygni, 1566 nucleotides long. RefSeq names its product probable MFS monosaccharide transporter. Lineage: Eukaryota; Fungi; Ascomycota; Dothideomycetes; Mycosphaerellales; Mycosphaerellaceae. The record is from RefSeq and is a predicted model, not a curated record. The transcript has 11 exons. Bases 1 to 1566 code for a protein of 521 amino acids. Gene Ontology annotation, molecular function: carbohydrate:proton symporter activity. Gene Ontology annotation, biological process: carbohydrate transport; transmembrane transport. Gene Ontology annotation, cellular component: membrane.
AUGGGUUUUCGAAUCAAGAAGCCAGAGGGAGAGCCAGGCGCAUCAUGGCCUGCCAUUCUGGUUGGGCUGUUUGUGGCCUUUGGUGGUGUUCUCUAUGGAUACGAUACGGGAAUCAUCAGUGGUAUACUGGCUAUGCCGUAUUUCAUCCAAUCGUUUGCGACGGGAGACAACACCAAGAUUACGACUUCACAGGACUCACUCAUCGUCUCGAUCUUGUCGGCGGGUACUUUCCUCGGUGCAUUGACCGCAGCGCCUGUCUCUGAUAUACUUGGGCGAAGAUGGGGUAUUAUCGCCUCCUGCACUUUUGUCUUCAACCUAGGCGUUAUAUUGCAGACCAUCUCGRCGUCCCAGCCACUGUUUAUCGCAGGAAGAUUCUUCGCUGGAUAUGGAGUUGGUCUGAUCAGUGCCAUGAUUCCAAUGUACCAAAGUGAGACGGCUCCCAAGUGGAUUCGAGGAACUGUUGUGGGUGCCUACCAGCUUGCCAUCACCAUCGGAUUGUUCCUUGCGGCCAUUGUCAACUAUGGUACUACCGACCGCAAUGACAGUGGAAGCUAUCGCAUUCCAGUCGCCAUUCAGUUUGCCUGGAGUCUCAUCAUCUGCUUGGGAAUGCUUUUCCUUCCAGAGACYCCGCGUUUCCUUAUCAAGCAAGACAAGCACGAUCAAGCUGUCAAAUCUCUAGCCAGGCUUCGUCGACUACCAUUGGAUCAUCCCGCCAUCCUUAGUGAGCUUGCUGAGGUGGAAGCCAACCAUCGCUACGAGUGCUCGAUCUCCAAAGCUACAUAUAUGGAUUGUUUCAAGGGCACGGUCGGCAAGCGUCUACUUACGGGAUGCUGUCUGCAAGGUCUCCAGCAACUCAGCGGUGUGAACUUCAUCUUCUACUACGGCACCCAAUACUUCCAGAACGCAGGCUUUGAGCAAGGCGGCUUCAUCAUCCAAGUCAUCACCAACUCGGUGAAUGUUGUUUCGACUCUACCUGGUCUGUACCUCGUUGAGAAGCUUGGACGACGCAACCUGCUCCUUAUGGGUGCCAUUGGAAUGUGUGUCAGUCAAUUCAUCGUGGCCAUCACCGGUACAGCCGCCAGCGCCGACAACCUUGACGCCCAACGUGCGGCGAUCUCCUUCGUCUGCAUUUACAUCUUCUUCUUCGCUUGUUCCUGGGGACCUGUCGCAUGGGUGGUGACUGGCGAGCUAUUUCCCCUUCGCGUCCGUGCCAAGUGUCUUUCGAUGACCACGGCUACCAACUGGCUCCUUAACUUUGCGAUCGCUUACUCAACCCCUUACAUGGUGAACGAGGACCACGCCAAUCUACAGAGCAAGGUGUUCUUCGUUUGGGGAUCCUUCUGCUUCAUCUGCAUUGCUUUCGUCUAUUUCAUGAUCUACGAAACUAAGGGAUUGAGUCUGGAAGAGGUUGAUGAGUUGUACACCCGGGUCUCGCAAGCUUGGAAGAGUCAAAAUUUCGUGCCGGAGAUCUCCUUCCAGGAUAUCAAGGUUGGACCUGACGGACAGCGAGGAGAGAGUCUGGCAGAGGCUGUGGAGCGCAAGCAGAGUAUGACUCAAGUCGAAUGA